This is a messenger RNA of Pseudo-nitzschia multistriata, 2297 nucleotides long. The record is from the annotation of a GenBank genome assembly. NCBI's taxonomy places the organism in Eukaryota, Bacillariophyta, Bacillariophyceae, Bacillariales, Bacillariaceae.
CAGGGGUACGAGUAGUACGUACCGAACGAGURUAGMAGUACCAGUACUGCGUACUGAAAGGCAGUGCUUGGAGUUUGGUGAAGGAAGCAAGAGGAAAAGAGUUGUAYCGAUAUUGCUUUCGAAUGACAAUGACACCUUUCAUUCGUUCUAAUACCAGCAAAUCCUUGCACUACAGCUUCCUUUCUUCAAGCCAAACCCAUCAGCCUGCGAGUUCGGUUCCGACGCCACUUCAACAGUACCUUCAACAGAAACCUAGCUUUGUGCAGCAGAAGUGAAGACCGGGUCAUGGCAGUUUCGAAUCGAAAACCGAGGGACGGAGCAGCUGGUAGCAGAGCAAGAACGAAGAUCUCGAGCAAGAGGGGAACAACACCCCCACGACUCAGGCGACGCAGAAUUCGCAGAAAUGUCUGCCGGAGAUUCAAAGCGGUUGCCGCAACGGUGAUGUCAGUUCUGCUGUUGCUGUGGAUUGCGUUCUUUUGGGGGGUUUCCUCUGGUUACUUCGGCUCGUGGAUUCGGAUGCCGAUGGGGUCGGGAAAAGAUUUUCCGCUUUCCCCCCAUAUCUCGAAUCCAAAGCCGAUCCCCAGCGGUGUCAACGACCAUGAUUCUUUUGCGAUGAACACAAAUGCUUACCAGUCUCCGCUGCUCAUCAUAACCUGCAAGAGGCCGAACUAUUUGAACAGAACCCUCGAACACGUCUUGGCCACGAUACCACAACCGUGUGGGUUCGGAUGUCCUGUGGUUGUAUCGGAAGACGGGGAUCGCAAGGAGAACGAAGAGCUCCUGUUCUCCUUCCGGGAAAGAUUCAAAGCAAAGGGGAUACCACUACUGCAUAUCCAUCACAAAGAGAAAAAAAAUUUGAGGCAAGCCAACUCCUACGUCAAACUAGCGAGACACUUUGGAUGGGCCAUCUCUAGCGUUUUCGACGGAACCGCUCUUUCUUCAGACGCACUCCCCGAACGAAUCAUGAUACUGGAAGAAGAUAUCGAGGUCGCACCUGACUUUUUCUCGUACAUGGAGUCGACGAGCACGCUCCUCGAUACCGAUCCAACACUCCUUGCCGUGUCGGCGUUCAACGACAAUGGGCAUUUGAAGUACGGCGAUCCAAAACGACUCCUGCGAUCGGAUUUCUUCCCUGGGCUGGGAUGGAUGAUGACGAGAAAUCUCUGGACGGAAGAGUUGCAAUCGAAGUGGCCGUAUAAGAAUGGGUACUGGGACGACUGGCUGCGGGAAACGGAACAGCGGAAGAAUCGGCAGAUCAUCCGGCCCGAAGUAAGCCGGACCUAUCACUUUGGUUCCAAGGGAGGCGCUAGUCAGAAUGAGUUCGGCAACAUCCUGGAGCGCGUCAAAAUUAACAAAGAUCCAAUCCGAUGGGAGCGAGAAAAUCUUUCCUAUCUGGAAAGCUCGGCAUUCGAAGCCGAGUACGAGAGGCUGGUAAGCAGCAGUAAAUUGGUAAAAACAGUCAAAGAUGCAAAGGAAGUUGUUGAAGACUUGAAUGCGAGAAUCGAAUACGAAGACUUCUCUGACUUCCAGUUACUCGCAAAGGAGCUUGGUAUAAUGGAUGACGAAAAGGCCGCUGUCCCUCGCACUGCCUACAGGGGAAUAGUAGAGGUGCGGGUCGGAACGAAUCUACUGUUUUUGACGCAAAAGGGAGAAUUUAAUGGCUACAAACCAGUUUUAUUGCGAGGUAAAUACAAACCUAAAAAUUAAGAUCGGAAGUCUGGGUUCUGUCUUCGUCGAAGCAUAUUAACGGUCAGAAAACCAAUUCGGAGAGCUCUUUCGGCAUCACCACGAAAGCAUUGUUACUGGUUCCUGCAUCGAAGGCAACAGGUCGCUUCGCUUCGAUCUCAUCCUGUUCAGCAUCAUGGAUUUUGUGCUCUUUACGUGCCUGUUCAUGUAUGGAAGAAAGUUCACAAGUAAAUCGACUGCCUUGAGACGCCGUUCAUGCGAUGCCGCGCUAGAUGGGAAAAAUGUGAACGAAAGGAAGCCAACUGGUGGCGGCAUAAAUUGAUUGUCAUCGGUAUUGCUCAUGAUGUUUUGCAGUUCCUUGGUUGCUUGGUUUGGUCGUCGGUAUUCGCAGUGAGGAGUCAAAGGUAUCUUGCGUUGGAUCACUUCAAAUUGUUGAAGAAACAAUCUAGCCAAGCAUCGUUCCAUCUCCUCUUCGAACGAAACAACGAAGACUACCAUUACCCUUGCAACGAAAGAGGAAAUAUUUGAAGAAAAAUUGAAUUAAUUCGAAGUGCACACCAUCAAAGUUUCGUAGCGCGUUCACAAAGUCGGAAUAUAGUUUAUUGAAAUGU